Molecule: messenger RNA, 3323 nt
Organism: Arvicola amphibius (Eurasian water vole)
Lineage: Eukaryota; Metazoa; Chordata; Mammalia; Rodentia; Cricetidae
Gene: Rp2
Product: RP2 activator of ARL3 GTPase
Exons: 5
Coding region: 163-1215 (350 amino acids)
Biological process (GO): post-Golgi vesicle-mediated transport
Cellular component (GO): cilium; periciliary membrane compartment
Molecular function (GO): GTPase activator activity
Source: RefSeq, a predicted model, not a curated record
UGGCCUGGCGGGAGUGCUGAAGGUUGUGGGCGGCUGGGCUGCUCUCCUGGGCGGUGUCCGAGGAGCUGUUGGCCGAGUCGCCCUGUCGCCCUGGGCUUCCGCCACCCUCUGGGAGUUGUCCGAGCGCGUGGGGUCCACUAGCGAAACCCUUAGGACGGCGCCAUGGGCUGCUGCUUCUCUAAGAGACGGAAGAGUGAGAAGGAGUCGAAGGCUGAGGGAGAGGAGGAGCAGCCCAAGCUCUACAGCUGGGACCAGCGGGAAAAGGUUGAUCCAAAAGAUUACAUGUUCAGCGGACUGAAGGAUGAAACAGUAGGUCGCUUACCUGGAAAAGUGGCAGGACAACAAUUUGUCAUUCAAGACUGUGAAAACUGUAACAUCUAUAUUUUUGAUCACUCAGCUACUAUUACCAUUGAUGACUGCACCAACUGCAUACUUUUUUUGGGACCAGUGAAAGGCAGUGUAUUUUUCCGAAAUUGUAGAGACUGCAGGUGUACAUUAGCUUGCCAACAAUUUCGUGUAAGGGAUUGUAGAAAGUUGGAAGUCUUUCUGUGCUGUGCCACUCAGCCCAUUAUUGAAUCUUCUACAAAUAUCAAGUUUGGAUGUUUUCAGUGGUACUACCCUGAAUUAGCAGCCCAAUUCAAAGAUGCAGGGCUCAGUAUCUUCAAUAAUAUAUGGAGCCAUGUUCAUGAUUUUACACCUGUGUCAGGAGAACUCAAUUGGAGCCUUCUUCCAGAAAAUGCCGUAGUUCAAGACUAUGUUCCUAUUCCAACUACUGAAGAAUUCAAAGCUGUACGAAUUUCUACAGAAGCCAAUAGAAGCAUUGUUCCCAUAUCCCGGGGUCAGAGACAGAAGGACAGCGAUGAGUCAUGCCUAGUGGUAUUAUUUGCUGAUGAUUAUACAACUGCAAAUGCCAGGAAAUUAAUUGAUGAGAUGGUUGGUAAAGGGUUUCUCCUAGUGCAGACAAAGGAAAUGUCAAUGAAAGCUGAAGAUGCUCAAAGGGUUUUCCGAGAAAAGGCAUCUGACUUUUUUCUUCUUCUGAACAAAGGUCCUGUGAUUGCCUUGGAAUUUAAUGGAGAUGGUGCUGUAGAAGGAUGUCACCUUAUCGUAAACGAGAUAUUCAACGGGACAAAGAUGUUUGUAUCAGAAAAGAAGGAGACAGCAUCUGGAGAUGUUGACAGCUUCUAUAACUUUGCUGAGAUACAGAUGGGGAUUUGAAGCAGACUGUGGUAUUAAGCCCUUUCUAAUCUUUAUAUAGAGAGUUUGAUAAAAUACUUAUGUAUAUUAGUCUUAAGCCAUUAGUAAUUUUUACUAAUUCUAAAAUUGUUAAAGGCUAUUUUUAAAUAACUCUUUGAAUACCAUAUCAUUUACUUGAAGAUCUAAAAUAGUUCAUUUAAAUUAAGUAAUUUUAGUCAUCUUAUAAACUAUUUAACCUUUUCAAUGAGCUUUCAGUUUUCUUUUUAUAUAAUACUCUUAUUAGAAAACAGAAGUGGCUACCAGUUCACAAUUUUAAUAUUAAUUAAAAAUGCUUUCAAAUCUCUGAUAAUUUAAACUUUCCUUAGUGCUCUAUGGAAUUCAUUUGAUAGUAUGUUUUGUUACUUUCUCUUUUUAUUUAGAGGAAUUUGUUACUAGGUAAUAACUAAAUAAACUUAUGUACUUUUUAAAUGCAUAUCCAGUUAAAUAAUUAUUUUCUUCUUGCAUUAUAUGACUAAUGAGAUUUUGUACAUGGAGUCAACAUACUAUUUUGUAAAUUGAAAAUUUUUAAAGAAAUAGGAAUUUGAAAGCUGAAUGUGGUAGUGCCGUCUGUAGUCCCAGGCUACUUGGGAUGCUAAAGUGGAAGAAGCUCUGGAGCUCAGGAGUUCAAAACUGUCCUUGACAACAUAGUGAGACCCUAUUUUAAAAGAAAGAAAAAACUAAGAUAUUUGAUAAUCAGCUUUGCAAAUACUUCUUAUUGAUGCUGACAUUGCCAUUUUAAGAACUAACUUCUUCAUAAGUUGUAUUGCUCUGUUUAAAAUACAACUGCCAGAUGAUUCUUCUGUUUCCUAGUAAUAAAAAGCCUAUGCAAUAUAAAACUAUAGAACAACAAUCACCAGCAGAUUUGACAGAAGUGAUCACUGUCUGAUAGCUCUUGUGACUAGCCAGAGACCUAGAGCAAAACCUGUGACUUUUAGAUAAGAAAUACUUUUGGGUAAGGUCUGAUGAUAAAAUAGGCAGGUUAUUCAAGAUCUCCAUACAUUUUUUUUUACUCAUGUAAAGUAAUGUUCAAGUAUGAUAAAAAUUUUGGUAACCUGAAAUCAUUAUUUCUCAAAUCCAUUUAAUCAUAGUAAUUUUCCAGGAGGUAUGGGAAUUGUUCAGAAAUACACAUUGGUGGGUCCAGUCUUCAGAUGCACAGAUUGUUUUCAAGGGAAACUGCUUUAGGGAGGGUUGUCAUCUAAUCAGUUCUGAAGGUGUUAAUAGGUUGGUCUUAGCACAUUUAGCAGCAAACAGGGGCAGCUUUCUUAGGCCUAUUUAAAGGAAUCUGAAACUCUAUUUUUAUAAAACUAAGACUGAAAAUGACCACUUGUAAAAAUUCCUCUUAUGGUUGUUACUAAAAGUGUAUUUUCAUGUUUAAAAUGCUUUAAAUCAACUUACAACUACCUGUUGAACUGUUAAUGUGUAGAAAUAAUACUUUGUUAUGCUAAAUUAAUAAUACCGAACACCUACACUGUGCCUACCCUUGUGCUGACUGUCAUCAUUUGAGCAUUUCUUUUAUAAAAACAUUGUGUUCUACAAAGUCAAUAUGAUCUCAUGAGGUACAAAUAAAAACUUCUGGCAGGUAUAAUAGAAUUUCUGUCAUAUUUUACAAAUGAUCUUUACAAAUUGUGGUCAGAGGCAUUAACAUUUCCCUGAGCUAAGCUAAAGUAAAUGCAUUCUUUUCUGUCUUGGUUAUUAAAUGUUAUUAUUCACAUUUAAAAUAAUCUCAAUACUUGUUUUUUCAGAACUAAAAUGCAACGUUAUACAAAGCUAUACAUUAAGUUUUUAUCUUAUCUGUAACGUUGUGCAAAAACUCAGGAAUAUAAUGUAAAGAAGACAUUAAGAUUUUUCCACCAAAUUUAGCCUGUUAACCAAAGCCUAAAAUUUUCUAUCCAGUUAGAUAAGAACUUUUACUGAUGUUGACUGUUUACGGAUAUUAAUAAUUGUCAGUUGGCUAUUGAAUAUUUGAAAGAUUUUUAAAAUAAGUAGUUCUGUGUUGUUUCUGUAAUUCUAAACUUUGAUAGUAUUCAUGAUAUACAUUUCAUUUCUGAGUAGUUUUUAAAUUUAUGAAAAAUAAAUAGCAUUGAAAAUUA